This is a messenger RNA of Mus musculus (house mouse), 2535 nucleotides long. RefSeq names its product activating transcription factor 1 (gene Atf1). The coding region runs from base 437 to 1246 and encodes 269 amino acids. The transcript has 7 exons. The record is from RefSeq and is marked validated. Gene Ontology annotation, biological process: cAMP/PKA signal transduction; positive regulation of transcription by RNA polymerase II; positive regulation of DNA replication. Gene Ontology annotation, molecular function: sequence-specific DNA binding; DNA-binding transcription factor activity; RNA polymerase II transcription regulatory region sequence-specific DNA binding. Gene Ontology annotation, cellular component: RNA polymerase II transcription regulator complex; ATF1-ATF4 transcription factor complex; nucleoplasm. NCBI's taxonomy places the organism in Eukaryota, Metazoa, Chordata, Mammalia, Rodentia, Muridae.
AGUCAGUGCUCUUAACUGUUGAGCCAUUUCUCCAGACCUUCAACAUCUUUUUCAAGGAAGGAAGCUAAGACGCCUUUUCCUCACUCACCAGCUGAGAAGUCUCUGUACUUGAUAUUUAUUGAUAUUUACUGUUCACUCGUGACAGUCUGCUGGUCACUGAGCACACUUUACUGCAGACAGGCACUGCCUUUAGAGAGCUUAAAGCUGGGAGAAACAGGCAGGCUAGUAAACAUAGCUGUUAAGUAAUUCAGAGAUAACGAGCCAGGCAAGACAAAUGUAUUAAAAUAGGACCUGAUCCAGGCGUAGUGGCACAAGCCUUUAACCCCAGCUCAGGCGGCAGAGGCUCUAAAGACCAAACCAACCUCCUACCCCUCACCCAGGAAGGAAAGAAAACCACAGGACUUGGUACAGUAAGGAAUGGCAGUAAGAGUUGAUUAUGGAAGAUUCCCACAAGAGUAACACGACAGAGACUGCAUCUCAGCCUGGUUCAACCGUUGCGGGGCCUCACGUUUCUCAGAUAGUACAUCAGGUGUCAUCGUUAUCAGAAAGUGAGGAGUCUCAGGACUCAUCUGACAGCAUAGGCUCCUCACAGAAAGCUCACGGGAUCCUGGCCCGGCGCCCAUCCUACAGGAAAAUUUUGAAAGACCUCUCUUCUGAAGAUACACGGGGCAGAAAAGGGGAAGGAGAAAAUCCCAGCAUUUCUGCCAUCACGUCUAUGUCUGUUCCAGCCCCCAUCUAUCAGACGAGCAGCGGACAGUACAUUGCCAUUGCCCCAAACGGAGCCUUACAGUUGGCCAGUCCAAGCACGGAUGGAGUGCAGGCACUGCAGACAUUAACCAUGACAAAUUCAAGCAGUACUCAGCAGGGGACGAUCCUCCAGUAUGCACAGACCUCUGACGGACAGCAGAUACUCGUCCCGAGCAACCAGGUGGUUGUACAGACUGCAUCAGGAGAUAUGCAGACCUACCAGAUCCGUACCACGCCGUCUGCCACGUCUCUCCCGCAGACCGUGGUGAUGACUUCUCCUGUGACUCUUGCAUCUCAGACAACAAAGACAGAUGACCCUCAACUAAGAAGAGAAAUACGACUGAUGAAAAACAGAGAAGCUGCCCGAGAGUGCCGCCGGAAGAAGAAGGAGUACGUGAAGUGCCUGGAGAACCGUGUUGCUGUUCUGGAAAAUCAAAAUAAAACUCUAAUAGAGGAGCUAAAGACUUUGAAGGACCUUUAUUCUCAUAAAAGUGUUUGAUUCUUUAAAGAGAAAGUAUUUUUUGUGGACUUUAAAGCUUAAAAAUUAGGUGGAUUUCUUUUUAGUGGAGUUCUAUAAAUUCAAAGGUCAAAGAAGCUACUUUGUAUUAGGUUUUCACAAACAGACAUGAUGGAGGGAGAAUGGAGAUGACCUGCAGGAAGCUACUGUCUCAAUUGGAAGCUCCGAAAAGAUAGAGUGCUCAAGGAAUGGACUUUCAGCAGUUUAAAUAGAAAUAAUGGUCAGCAACGAAAAUGGCAGGCGACGUUAGUGAAGCAGUCCGUUCCUGCUACGUCUGUAUUUCUCUGUUCCCUAAAACUUGCCUUUGUGUGUGUGCGCGCGUGUGUGUGUGUGUGUGUGUGUGUGUGUGUGUGUGUGUGUGUGUGUGUGUGUGUGUGUGCGUGCGUGCCUCAUUUCUGCCAAUAAAUUUACAAAUGUAAAAGCAUAAAGCGUUACUAAGUAUGUAAAUUAUGUGGUCUGAUUGUGUCGUAAUGUCAGGUAUGUUAAAUGAGUUUUUAGCAGUUAGUUUGGUUGGACUCGAUUGGUUUGGAGAUCUCCUAAAUGGCGUGGAGACACAUCAGCCUGUGGUGGAGGUGGUUUGUGACUUUGCUUUGUCAGAAUGGAAAGAGAACUGUCUGCAAGUUUGACAGUUUAAUAGUUUGUUUUUUGCUUCCUCUGAUAAGGGCAAGUACAUAAUAGAUUGGUUUUGUUUUUUUUGUUUUUUGAUUCUCUAAUCCUGUGUGCAGUUGAAGAUCAUUCUCUUGCGCUUUAACAGAAUGAAGUGUUUACAAAGGCCCUCAAAUGUUUUAAAUAACCUGAAUAUGCACACCAAAGCUUUCCUGAGGGGUUUUAUAAUCAUCUUACCGUAAGGUUUGUCAGGUUCUAAAACAGUUACUGAGGCAAUCUUACAUUGAGACUAUUGUGUAAUGUAGCCCAUGGUACCUUUAUAAAAGAAGUGACUGCCGAUAUAUUUUUAUAGUGAAUCUUUAUAAAUUCUAAUGUUGAGUUUUUAAUGAUUAUUUUAAAUGUUUAUAUAGUUUGUUUAGCAAAAAAAAUUUUGUAUCUCAAAGUAUCAUUUUUAUAUUAUGAGAAGAGUAAAAUUUUCAAAUUGGCUGAUAAUUGAAUUGUAUGUUUUAUAUAAAGUUUUAUCUAAAGUUUCAGCUGUGGUCAGUACACCAGCAUUUAACCUCUGUAUUCUAAUCUGUGUUCACUUGGAAACUGCAGAACUGUUGUGUACCUACAGAGUAUGUUUCAUAUUGUCUGUGAAAUUAAAAAACAUUUGAUAAGAUUAA